CCGCAUUAGGUGUCUACGUCACUUUCACACAGCUACUCUGCUCUUAUGGUGGAAGAGCCUUCUUCGAUCAAGAUGCUUACCGCCACCACGGUUGGACUUUUGAUAGUAGCUUGGAUUCAUCCAAGCUAUGCACUCUAUUUCCACAUAGGAGAGACGGAGAAAAAAUGUUUCAUCGAGGAAAUUCCAGACGAAACCAUGGUGAUCGGAAAGUACAGUACUCAGCUUUGGGACAAACACACCAAUUCCUUCCUCCCAUCCACACCGGGACUUGGAAUGCAUGUUGAGAUCAAGGAUCCUGAAACAAAGGUCAUCCUGUCUCGUCAGUAUGGGUCAGAUGGUCGGUUCACCUUCACAUCUCAUACACCAGGAGAGCACCAAAUAUGUCUGCACUCCAACUCAACCAAGAUGGCGCUGUUUGCUGGAGGAAAACUGAGAGUCCAUCUGGAUAUUCAGGUUGGCGAACAUACCAAUAACUACCCAGAAAUUGCAGCCAAGGACAAGCUGUCCGAGCUGCAGUUGCGUGCCAGACAGCUUCUUGAUCAGGUCGAACAGAUCCAAAAGGAACAGAAUUACCAAAGGUAUCGAGAGGAGCGCUUCCGUAUGACCAGCGAGAGCACCAACCAGCGCGUUCUCUGGUGGUCCAUUGCCCAGACGCUCAUUCUCAUCCUCACGGGCAUAUGGCAGAUGAAGCACCUCAAGAGCUUUUUCGAAGCUAAGAAACUGGUUUAGCCGGAGAGUGAAGACAAGCAGCGAUGGGGAGCGACAGACACGACACCUAUGGACAGACUUGAAUGACUGGAACCAAGACUUGCCACGCAAGAAUUUAGGCAGAUUUUUUUGUUAAGUAGCGGCCAUGAAUGAAGACGGAAUGUGCGAAUUGAAAAAGGCAGUUGUCAUUCUUUUAUAAGAGAACGACAUCUCAGUUGCCUUUCUUUUUUUUUUCUUUUCUUUUUUCAUUGGAUUGACAAUACUGGGCAUCAUUUGGUUACGUGUAAAGCAGAUUUUAAAGGAUUUUUUUUUUUUGGGAAAUGGCUUCUUUGGGGUUCUGUAACAAGUAUACUUUUAAGAAAUUUCCCUUUUUCCAGCGUCUCAUUUCUGUUUGGACUUGCACUUUGAGGCAACAAGCUGCAGAGUAAGGCAUUUAAACCUUGUGGAGAUGUGUGAAAGACAAACAAGCCACACCCACAUUCGUAAACCACUACUGGUACAUAAUUAUUACUAUCAAUGUGUAAAUCCGUAUGCUUUGUCUGACAACAGCAUUUUAUUCAUUUUUUCCUAAAUAUUUCUAAACGUCACAAACUGAAACACAAAUAAGCCACACCCACAUUCAUCAGAAACUUCAUAGUUCCGACUUUACAAUUACACAAUAAAAAAAAAAAAAUCUGAUUUUUAGAAGUGUCUCAAAGGGUUUGAGGUGUUGCAAUCUUACUUUGUUCUGAGGUUAUUGUCUAGAAGUUGUUUCUGUGAUGUUCAUGCAGUUCUGUUGUCAGAACAUUCUAGCUGGUUGGUAUGUGGAUUUUCGGGAGGGUGAGUUUUUGUUAUACUGUAUCUUAUUUAUUUGUAUGGGAAUACCACAAGAUCCUGUAGGUUCAGUUUACUUUUUUCCAUUGAUUGAUGGGGAGUCAUAAGGGUAUGGAUUCGUCAGUAUGAAGUUUGAAUUUUAAGUUACUGAUUGCAGGUGUUUCAUUGAAUACGUCCAACUCCAUAGGUGCGCUACAGUCAACCAUAAAAUGUUAAGUCAUGUUGUCAUCUCCUUGUGCUUAAUAAAGACAUUUGGGCUAUAAAAA
Molecule: messenger RNA, 1787 nt
Organism: Syngnathus typhle (broad-nosed pipefish)
Lineage: Eukaryota; Metazoa; Chordata; Actinopteri; Syngnathiformes; Syngnathidae
Gene: tmed4
Product: transmembrane p24 trafficking protein 4
Exons: 5
Coding region: 46-729 (227 amino acids)
Biological process (GO): positive regulation of canonical NF-kappaB signal transduction; intracellular protein transport; endoplasmic reticulum to Golgi vesicle-mediated transport
Cellular component (GO): endoplasmic reticulum; COPII-coated ER to Golgi transport vesicle; endoplasmic reticulum-Golgi intermediate compartment
Source: RefSeq, a predicted model, not a curated record